Messenger RNA from Macadamia integrifolia, 1578 nucleotides. Its product is annotated as receptor like protein 23-like. The record is from RefSeq and is a predicted model, not a curated record. The transcript has a single exon. Bases 1 to 1578 code for a protein of 525 amino acids. Lineage: Eukaryota; Viridiplantae; Streptophyta; Magnoliopsida; Proteales; Proteaceae. Gene Ontology annotation, molecular function: protein binding.
AUGACCACUGGCUAUGUGAUCGGCCUCGAAUUGAAUUUCAACGGAUUUAUUUAUUCCAACAGCAGCCUCUUUCUCCUCCAUCAUCUCCAACAGCUCAAUCUUGCUAACAGUUACUUCAGCCUGGCUCUUAUCCCAUCUGGGUUUGAUCGGCUUUCAAGCUUGACCCAUCUCAACCUCUCCAAUACUUGUUUCUCCGGACAGAUACCUUUGGAUUUCUCACGCCUAACAAGGUUGGUUUCUCUUGAUCUAUCUAUGCAAGAAAAUUUGUGUACUCCUAGUCUAAAAUUGGAAACACCCAACCUCAAGGCAUUGAUCCAGAAUCUGACAUCUCUCACAGAACUAUUCCUUGAUGAGGUAGACCUCUCUGCACAAGGAAAUGAUUGGUCUCAAGUCUUGGCACAAUCACUUCCCAACCUUCGUGCGUUGAGUUUGUCUAAUUGUAAUCUUUCACGUCCCAUUCAUCACUCUUCUUUCUCUCAGCUUGUCUUACUCUCGGAACUCCGGCUUGAUGAAAACUAUCUUUCUGUUGAAGCUCCCAAGUUCUUGCCCAAUUUCUCAGAUUUGAAAAUUCUUAGUCUAAGAUCUUGUGGAUUGUAUGGAGAGUUCCCCAGCAGUGUUUUUCGGCAACCCAAUCUUCAGAUCCUUGAUGUGUCAAACAAUUCUCUCCUCACUGGUCAAUUGCCUGAAUCUUUUGGAAAUCUGAGGUUUUUGAUGACAUUACAACUUUCUCGUUGCAAUUUCGCAGGACCAGUCUCACCUUCUCUUGCAAACCUUACCCAGCUAACCUUUUUGGACCUUUCCUUCAAUAGUUUUACUGGUUCAGUCCCUCUGUUUAAAUCAAUUUCUCAACUCUUAAAACUUGAAUACCUCUAUUUGGGAACCAACAAUUUUAGUGGCACUAUAAACUUGGACAUGUUUGGGAACCUUCAGAGCCUUAAGACUCUUGACCUUUCAAACAACCUAUUAUUGUCACUAGAAUUUGGCAAUACCAGUUUUGCUCUUCCCCAGCUUGAAGGAUUGUUCUUGGGAUCUUGCAACUUAAGAGAAUUCCCAAAUUUCUUGAGAACUCAAGAUAAAUUGAAGAAUUUAGACCUUUCAAACAAUCAAAUCCAAGGUCAUCUACCUAGUUGGAUAUGGAAGGAGACUCUUUCUUUUGUUGAUCUUUCUUACAACAACUUGAGCGGUUUGAUUCCAGAAUCAAUUUGUAAGUUGACUAGUUUACAAAUCUUUGUUGCCUCUUACAACAACUUGAGCGGUUCAAUUCCAGAAUGUCUAGGUAACAUUGGCACUCUCUCAAUAUUGAAUCUAGAAGGGAAUAGAUUUCAUGGAAUGCCUCAACAUUUUACAAGUGCAAGCAGCCUGAAGACACUCGAUCUUAAUGGAAACAUAUUAGAAGGCCAACUGCCUAUGUCACUGGCUAAUUGCAAAUCAUUAGAAAUUUUAGACCUUGGGAAUAACAAGAUAUUUGAUACUUUCCCCUUUUGGUUGGUGGAAUUGCCUAUGCUGCAAGUUCUUAUAUUGCGUUCCAACAGAUUAUAUGGCCCCAUCGAGCCCCGUCGAACCCCCUCAAACCUUUAA